GAAGUUGUUUGGCUCAAUCAUGCUGUCUCCUUCACCUUGUCUAAAGCUUGGACUACUGUUUGAAUGGUGUGGAGGAGGAAGUCUUGCUGACUUUAUAUCAAGGUCCCAACAACAAGCAGAUGACAAAAGAUUUAAUCACAAUGGAAAAGUUCAAAAGAUGAUGGAGCAAAUUCUGGCUGGAGUCAAAUACCUUCACACACGUAGCAUGAUUCAUCGAGAUCUCAAACCUGAGAAUGUCAUGUUGACAGUACACGACGAUGUUCGAAUUGCAGACUUUGCAACAGCCAAACGGCAGGCAGAGAUCACUGGUUUUCAAGUUGUUGGCACAGAUAUCUACAUGGCACCAGAAGUGUAUGACUGUCUUCCCUAUUCGUUGUCUUCUGACAUGUAUAGCAUUGGUGUUAUGAUGUGGGAGAUCUGGAAUCAAAGGAGAGUCAGAGAUUGCACUUCAUGCAGAUUGCCACAAGAUAUUGCACAGUGGGUACUCAAACAGAAGUUUGAUGGUACUCGUGGACAACUCUGGCAAGAUCUUGCUACAAGAUGCUUGAGCACAGUACCUACAGAUCGACCAUCAGCAGAACAGGCAUAUAUAGACUUGGUAGGCAAGGAAUGAUAUAAAGUCAAUAAUCACAUGCAAAUCAAUAACUAUUUCAUCAAAUCAAAUAGGUCUAUGUCUCUUAUGGAAAAACUGCUAGGAGUAAUUAUAUGUACUCUGCUUGGAUUUGAAGUGACUCUAGUACAUUGCUUACUACAUGAUAACUUUCCAGUUAUUGGCAGUAGUGAUCAAUAGACAAUAGAUUGUGUUGGCAUUCAGAGCAAGUAUUUUUAACUGUGUACUGUGCAUGCUUCGACAGCAUCUAGUGGAGGAGAUCCCUGCAAUGCUAGGAACUGAAGUAUAUAUAUGGUCACUAUAGCCAGUGAUCAGAACAUCUCUGUCCUAGAGCACAAUACAAGGUGCACAGCAUCCGAAAGACAAUUAUAAUAAAUCGUAUUUUUCCAGCAGUAUCACAUCGACACAUCAUCACAUCAAAGUUAGCUCCUAGCACUAUCACAUAUAUGAUUUUGUUUGUUAGUAUAGUAUCUCUUGCUAUUUAAUUGUCUCUCUGUCUCUCUGUUUGUCCAUCUGUCUGUCCGUAUCUGUGUUUUUUAG
This is a messenger RNA of Corticium candelabrum, 1150 nucleotides long. Its product is annotated as serine/threonine-protein kinase 17A-like. The coding region runs from base 20 to 613 and encodes 197 amino acids. Lineage: Eukaryota; Metazoa; Porifera; Homoscleromorpha; Homosclerophorida; Plakinidae. The transcript has 2 exons. The record is from RefSeq and is a predicted model, not a curated record. Gene Ontology annotation, biological process: protein phosphorylation. Gene Ontology annotation, molecular function: protein kinase activity; ATP binding.